This is a messenger RNA of Mugil cephalus (flathead mullet), 8042 nucleotides long. RefSeq names its product lipoxygenase homology PLAT domains 1b (gene loxhd1b). The record is from RefSeq and is a predicted model, not a curated record. The transcript has 43 exons. NCBI's taxonomy places the organism in Eukaryota, Metazoa, Chordata, Actinopteri, Mugiliformes, Mugilidae. The coding region runs from base 123 to 7325 and encodes 2400 amino acids. Gene Ontology annotation, molecular function: protein binding.
GUAAACUCUGACUUGUGCUUGUCCUGCCAGUGGGUCACUCCUGUGCGGUCACAGGUCACUUUAAUCAAGUUUCACCGGAACACACAGGAAUCGGUUACGGUUACAAGGUAAAUAAAUUAAAGAUGCCCACAAAAAAGAAAAAAACAAGACAGAGCACACAAGAGGAAACCAAAGAUGUGGAUGACGAAGACUCUGAGGAUAAGGAACCAAAGCCUGAGGAGAAAAGUAAGCAGGUGAGCGAGGCAAACGGUGGUGGGAGGUUGAAGAAGAAGAAGAAGGUUAAAGGCAGUGAUGAAGAAGGAUACAGCACUGACUCGUCUGGACCUGAUGUGAGGAGCUCCAAAGUGAGAAGAAAAGAUAAAGAAAAGGUCAAGAAUACGAAGAAAAGAGUCAAAGACGAGAGCGGAGAUGAGCUGAGCAACACGUCUCUGAAUACAGACGGCGAAGAUAACAACAAUGAGUCCAGAGGCAAAAAGAAAGGAGGGAAACUCCCUGAUGUGAUUGAGAUCGCCAAGAAAGGCUCAAAGUCCUCAGUCAAAGACAAGAUGGGAUCAAAGGAUAAAAAAUCCAAGAAGAAAGAAGAGAAAGAGGAGGACGAAGAGGAAGGGCAAAAGAAAAAGAAAGAAAAGAAGAAGAAAGGUUCGGACAAGGGAGACAGUGAUGAGGACAACAAGAAGACAAAAGGCAAGAAGAAGAAGGUGGAAAAUUACGUUGAAAUAUUUGAGAAAGAACUCCGCACCUACGUGCCAGAGAAAGUAGAGAACUACGAGGAUGAGUAUCACAAAAAGAAAGUAUACGAGGUGGUGACCAUCACAGGUGAUGAGAGAGGAGCAGGAACUGAUGCCAAUGUGUUUAUCACUCUUUUUGGAGACUAUGGCAUCACGCCCAAAGUCCACCUGGCCAGCAACACUGAAAAGAGGAGUCGCACAGCAUUCGAAAGGGCCAAAACUGAUGUGUUCAGAAUUAGAACUCACAAUGUUGGACCUUUGAAAAAGAUACGGAUUGAGCACGACAACACUGGCAUGAGUGCCAGCUGGUUCCUGGACAGAGUGGUGGUGACGGAUGUGAUUCGACCACACUUGAGGUUCUAUUUUUCUUGCAACAACUGGCUCAGUAAGGUGGAGGGAGACGGUCUUUAUGUCAGAGACCUGCUGGGUAGCAUGGACCCCAUGGACAGGCCUAAGUAUAAUAAAUAUAUAGUGAGUGUUUUCACCGCGGACAUAAAAGGCAGUGGAACAGAUGCAGAUGUCUUUAUCAACAUCUUUGGGGAAUAUGGAGACACAGGCGAGAGGCGACUUGACAAUGAAAAAGACAACUUUGAAAAGGGCACAGAGGACAAGUUCACCGUUGAAGCACCAAACCUUGGCAAAGUUAGGAAGAUCACCAUCGGCCACAAUAACAAAGGUUCCUCAGCAGGAUGGUUUGUGGAUAAGGUGUUAGUGGAUGAUAUGGGAAACAAAACAGUUUAUGAAUUUCCCAUCAAUCGUUGGUUUGCCCUGGAUGAGGACGACGGGAAGAUCCAGAGGGACAUUUUGGUCGGCGGGAGUCAGCCCACAGGUAUUGUGUACAACGUCCAGAUUGUGACAGGAAACAUCCGAGGUGCUGGGACCAACUCCAAAAUCCACAUUGUGAUGCAUGGCACGAAAGGCAUGAAGAACAGUGGCAAGGUGUUUUUGGAGGGAGGAAAUUUUGAGCGAGCCUUGACGGACAUCUUUAACGUUGAGAUUGCUGCUCUCCUCAGUCCCCUCAGCAGGGUCACCAUUGGGCACGACAACGGAGGAGUCAGUGCUGGCUGGUACUGUGAGAAGGUUGUGGUGUACUGCCCGUUCACGGGGAUAGAGCAAACGUUCCCGUGCGGCAAAUGGCUGGAUGAGAAGGAGGGAGACGGGCUGAUAGAGAGAGAGCUCUAUGAAAUGGUGUCACUCAGGCAGAAGAGACAGAAGAAGCACCCCUGGUCCUUGUGGAUCUGGACGUCAGACCUAGCCGGUGCAGGAACCGAUGCAGAAAUCUGCUUCCAGGUGUACGGAGACAAGGGAAAGUCAGACGAGAUCAAGCUUGACAACAAAACAGACAAUUUUGAACAGGGACAAAUAGACCGCUUUAUAGUUGAGCUGGCUGAUUUGGGAAAUUUGACCAAACUCCGUAUCUGGCAUGAAAAGAGGAAUCCUUUUGCAGGAUGGCAUCUCAGCAAGGCGACUCUGAUGAAGACAUUAACAAAGGACAAGUACACAUUUCCUUGUCAGCGGUGGCUGGACACUAACGAAGAUGAUAAUGAGGUUGUGAGGGAGCUUCCAGCCGGCGGAGAUCUCAUUGCAGAGCCAUUGCCCCUGGUCAAGUACAGAGUCACAGUGUGCACGGGGACUGUCGGCGGCAGCGGCACAGAUGCGUCUGUUUUUCUAAAUCUGAUUGGAGACCAUGGGGACAGUGGAGAUCGGCAGCUGGUCAACUGCAAAAACAACAUCAACAAGUUUGAGAAAGGAAAUUUGGAUGAGUUUAUAAUCGAGGCAGUAUCCCUCGGGCCGAUCCGCAGGGUGAGAAUUGGACACGACGGCAAAGGCGGAGGCUGUGGAUGGUUUCUGGAAAAAGUGGUCGUAAGAGAGGAGGGACAAGCCGAGGCCAACGCUGUAGAGUUCCCCUGCAGCAGGUGGCUGGACCGCAACGAGGAUGAUGGACAGAUCGUUAGAGAAUUGGUGCCGUUCUCAGAUGGACAGCGUCUGUACAAUGUCAACUAUCACAUCGCAGUGAAGACAGGCAGCGUCCCAGGAAGCAGCUCAGACUCCAUGGUGUUUGUGAAGCUCUACGGAGAGAAAGGCGACACCAGUAAGAUGAUGCUGGUGGUCUCUGCCAACAACCUGGGCAACUAUUUUGAGACGGGCCGCAUCGACAUCUUCACGGUGGAAACCUUUGAUAUUGGACAGAUCAACCGUCUGUUGAUUGGCCACACCAACGAAGGCAUGCGUGCAGGCUGGUUCUUGGACAGCGUUCAGAUUAUGGUUCCGGUCCAUGGAAAACAAUACAUGUUCCCAAGCGACCGCUGGCUGUGCAAGGACGAGGCUGAUGGCAAGACAGAGGUGGAGAUUUAUCCAAGCGAGAUCCUGGACAUGGAACAACUGAUUAACUAUGAGAUAACCGUUUUGACUGGAGAUGUGAUGUUUGCUGGCACCAACGCCAAAGUGUUCAUCCAGAUCUACGGAGAAAACGGGAAGACGGAGGUCAUCACACUCGAAAGCAGAUCCAACAACUUUGAGCGGGACACGGCAGAAAUAUUCAAGAUAGAGGCCAAAGACGUGGGAAAGAUCUUCAAGAUACGCAUCGGCCACGACGGCUCCGGGAUCGGAGCGGGCUGGUUCUUGGAGACGGUGGAUGUCAAACGUUUAAUCAUGGCCUUGGUGCCUAAGGAGAAGAAGAAGGACGACAAGAAAAAGAAGAAGAAAAAGAAGAAAGACGAGGAAGAGGAGGACGAGGAGGGCGGGGAGGAGAUGAGGGAAGUGGUGCUGACGUAUCAUUUCCCCUGUUCGCGCUGGUUGGCGGGGGGCGAGGAGGAUGGAGAGCUGGUGGUGGAGCUGCUACCUGAGGGCACAGAAGAUCUAGAAGUCAACACCUAUGAAGUGUGCGUCUUCACUGGUGACAUGAUGGGAGCCGGGACCGACUCCAACGUCUACAUUAAUAUUUAUGGGGAAAACGGAGACACCGGAGAGCGCUACCUCAAGAAUUCUGACAACCUCAACAAAUUUGAGCGGGGGGAGGAGGACGUGUUCACCGUGACAGCUAUCGAUUUAGGUCCUCUGAAGAAGCUGCGAAUCCGUCACGACAACACUCGGUCUAACUCGUCGUGGUACCUGGAUCGAGUCGAGAUAGUGGACACGAAGGAGGACACAACAUACUACUUCCCUUGUAACCGCUGGCUUGCUGUAGACGAGGAUGACGGGCAGAUCGCAAGGGAGCUUGUUCCUGUGGACGAGGCCUUCAUGAGGAAGGAUGACGAUGAGGACGGGACACGCACUACUCUGGGGCUCGAGCAGAAAUCCAUGUCUACUACAUACACGCUUAAAAUAAAAACUGGAGAAAAGAAGUACGCUGGAACCGAUGCCAACGUCUUUGCCAUUCUCUUUGGUGAAAAUGACGACACAGGGAUCGUCAACCUAAAGGCUUGUAAAAACUACAAGAAUAAGUUCGAACAGGGGAUGAUUAAUGAGUUCACCGUGGAGGCCGUGGACUUGGGCGACCUGGAAAAGAUACGAAUUGGUCAUGACAACUCAGGGGGCUACUCUGGUUGGUUCUUGGACUGGGUUGAGAUUGACGCCCCCUCGCAGGGUCAGAGACUGCGUUUCCCAUGUGGCCGCUGGCUGGAUAAAGGAAAGGACGAUGGCGCUAUUGUGAGGGAUCUAUAUCCCGCUGAGCUCCAGACUGAACUCUACAUGCCAUUUGUGCCAUAUGAAAUAAAGAUAUACACCAGCGAUGUGUUCGCCGCGGGCACCGACGCUGAUGUGUUCAUAGUCCUGUACGGACGUAACGCCGUGUGCACGCAGCAGAAGCACCUGUGUGUCAACAAGAGAGAGCGACGUCUGUACUUCGAGAGGGGAGCCGAGGACAUGUUCAUCGUGGAGCUGGAGGAUGUCGGUGAUGUCAUUGAGAAAAUCAGAAUAGGGCACGACAACAGGGGCACCAACCCCGGAUGGCACCUCGACAGAGUGGAGAUCAGGCGACAGCUCAGGAAAGGAAAGGGUUCGGAGACGACCAUUUUCCCGUGCGAGCGCUGGCUGGCCAAGUCUGAAGACGACGGGGAGACGGUGAGGGAGCUGGUCCCCUCGGACAUCAUCACAGAGAAGCUCCUCAGGGACGGGACUCUGAAAACCACUGAAGUUGAGGUGGAAGAUGCUUUGGAGACGCACACCUACAACGUCUCCGUGCGGACAGGUGAUAUGUACGGAGCGGGAACCGAUGCCAACGUUUUCCUCACCAUCUACGGUGACCUGGGUGACACGGGAGAGCGCAAACUCGCCAAAUCUGAUAGCAACAAGAACAAGUUUGAGAGAGGAGCGGUGGACAAGUUCACCAUCGAGGCCGUGGACCUGGGGCAGGUGUUUAAGAUCCGCAUUCGCCACGACAACUCCAUGGUCGGCGCCGACUGGUACCUGGACCAGGUGGAGGUGCUGGACGCGGAGACAGAAGAGGUGUACAUGUUCCUGUGUGAGCGCUGGCUGUCCAGAAAGAAAGAGGACAAACGGAUAGAGAGAACCUUCUUCAUCACGGGGUACGAGGGUGAAAGGAACACCGACCCGAAUACCAAGAAGAUGGCUCAGGCCAAACUAGGACUGGACAGAAAUGCCAACAAGAAGAAAAAGAAGAAAAAGGUGGCGGUGGUCGAAGAGGGUCCAAUCAUCCCCUAUCACUUCACCCUGUCCACGGGCACUGAGCGGGAUGCCAGCACUACAGCCAGGGUCUACGUCAUCAUCAUCGGUCCCAACGAAAUGGAAACAGAUCGACUGUGGUUGGACCUGCCAGAAGGAAAGAAAUCCUUCGCAGCUGGCACCAUGGAGCACUUUGUGUGCUAUGGGACUGACGUAGGAGAGAUCAAGAGGGUGGAACUUGGCCACAAUGGUGUCACACCAGAGAGCUGCUGGUUGGUGGAUGAGCUGUCGGUUGCCGUGCCAACCAAAGGUAUCAAGUACAUCUUUCCAUGUAAGUGCUGGCUGGCCAAAGACAGGGGGGAUGGACUGACUGCCAGACUGUUGAAUGUGUUGGACUCGAGCACGAUCAACAUUAUCCGCAAAGUUGUUUAUUCAGCCACAGUCGUCACGGGUGACACACAGGAUGCGGGGACAGACACCAACAUUUUCAUGACUGUGUACGGAGCCAACGGGAGCACAGAGGAAACGCUGCUGCCUAAAAACGAAGAUAGGUUUGAAAGAGGCCAAGAAGACACAUUCAUCCUGGAAGUAGACGACAUUGCUCCUCUGAAGAAGCUCAGGGUUCGGGUUGAUGGCAGCGGGAGUCGUCCUGACUGGUUCCUUGAUAGGAUCCUGAUGCGGAACCUGACCACAGAGGACACGUAUCUGUUCACCUACGAGAACUGGCUGUCCAAGAUCAAAGGGCCCAAGAGGACGAAGGUGUGUGAGCUGGCGGCCGUGGUGGACGACGAGGAGAUGGUGGAGACGACAACCUACAUCAUCCAGGUCCAAACCAGCGAUGUUGGAGCUGCUGGCACCGAUGCCAACGUGUUUGUGAUGGUGUUCGGGGAGUUCGGAGACACCGGAGCGCUGCCUCUGAAGGAGAGCACCAACAGGAACAAGUUUGAGAGGAAAAUGAAGGACGUGUUCAGAUUUCCUGAUAUGCUCAGUCUGGGCGAACUGUCCAAAGUCAGAGUGUGGCAUGAUAAUAAAGGCCCCGCUCCUGGUUGGCACCUGGAGUACAUCGAUGUGAAAGAUGAAGCCAUGGACCAGACUUUCAGGUUCCCCUGCGACCGCUGGCUGGCUAAAAAUGAAGACGACGGGCAGAUCAUGAGGGAGCUGGCUUGUGCCAACAAUGACUCUAUAGACCUCAGUGACAAAACCAAAUACGAAAUUGCCACAACGACAGCUAACGGGGACGACGCCUCCACCGCGGAAAACGCCUGGAUCGUCUUGGAAGGAAGGAAAGCCCGUUCUAAAGAGUUCGUUCUGGAGAAUAAGAAGAAGAAGUUCUUAAGCGGUGCCACUGACACGUUUGAGUUCUCAUCCAAGCAUCUGGGGGAUAUUGCUGGCAUCUGCCUCGGCCACAUAACCAAAGACGGCAAGAAGGUGAAGAAUGACGCUUUCUGGCACGUCAUGGAGGUGGUGGUGACGGAAAAGGAGCUGGGAAACAAGUAUUUCUUCCACUGUGAUGCACAAAUCCCCCUGGCAGCCAAAAAGGACCAGUUCCUGACAUUCGAGUGCUAUAAAUCCAUCGAGAGCUUUGCCAGCAAAGUCCGCAACCUCGUCCCCGUCAAGUACGAGAUCAUCGUCAUCACCGGGGACGUCAAAGGCGGCGGCACGGACGCCAACGUUUUCAUCACCAUUUACGGCGUCAACGGGGACUCUGGCAAGCGUCCUCUGCGGCAGAAGUUCCGCAACCUUUUUGAGCGAGGGCAAACGGACCGCUUCGUCCUGGAGAUGCUGGACCUCGGGGAGCUGCUGAGGGUCAGAGUGGAGCACGAUGGCAGCGGGACCAGCUGUGGGUGGUAUUUGGAGUGUGUCGAGGUGACCAACACGGCCAACUCCGUCACAACCAUCUUCAUGUGUGGGAAGUGGCUGGACGUUAAAAAGGCAGACGGGCAGAUUCAGCGGGUUCUCUACCCCAAGUAUUAGUUUAACCUCCCGAGACCCUGCGUCCUCAUACGUGGACAUGAAGUUUUAGGUUUUAUUGCAGCUUGUCCUCAUUAGUGGACGAUUUAGUCUGCCAUCUAGUGGUAACAAAGGUUAAAACUUGUUUAUUUAUGCUUAUUAACGUUAACAAAGUUUGAAAUGCAAUGAGCUCCAACGUCGCUAAUUAGCAAGUACUCGUUUGAGGACGUUUGGACUUCAUUGUUGGCAAUUCUGUCUUUGCACAGCCAUGUUCAGGUAUUAAAUAAACAGUUUUAUAUUUUCUCACACAUUGGUGACUCCUUUAUAAUAUCAAUAACUAAAUAAUCCCUGUGUCCACGUAUGAGGACAUAAUGGUACUUCCUGUUCAAAGAUAAUGUUCGGUUUUUAUACGUCUUAUUUGUCCUACUAAUCCCAAAUAGCAUGGAGAAAUUAAAAAUGCAUACCAAAUAAAAGCUUGGGUCUCAGGGGGAUAAAGAGGCAGGGAACAAAGAGAGGGUGGGCAUUUCCUUCUCCCUGUUCUAUUUUUUACCACGUUAGAUGAGCGUUGCGAGUAAAAAGGCAAAAUUCGUCUCAAUGUCAUUUAAUGUCAGUUCACAGAACCUCAUAGAAGCUAAAGUUUGUGCCAACUGUUUAGGCUGCCCCGCUUCAAACUCCAGAAAAAGUUGUGAUUUUACUUGUACAAGCUGAAAAAUAAAUAGAAUAUCACCCAAAACCACACUA